GGUGGAUUUCGCUCUGUGCCCGCUCUUCUAGAACGUCUAGACCCUCACGACGUCUUGGACUUUGCUUGCUCGCCAUCACGGCGAGAAGGAGGGGAAACAAAAAAGAGAAGACGCGCUUUCCAUCACCCCGGCGCACGGGCAGUGGCUGCUCUUUCGUCAUGUUGUCGCCGAGCGCCCACUCCAAGGACCCUUAGCUCGCCAGGGAACACAAUGACCAUCGCUGCCACCGCGUCGACACCACGGCCGCAACCACGGGCACCGUCCGCAACAGCAAAGGCACCGCUACCAGCCGCAGGAAGCGCGCUCGUCCCAUCACCACCCGCAGAUACCCGCACCGCCGCCGCCGGCUCCUCCCUCGCCGAGACGCUCUACAUCCUCGACGCAUUCAACCACCGCCACCACAACCAGCACCGCGCGACGCACUGGUGGCCCUCUUUCCGCAUCCUCCACCGCCGCCUCCGGGCCCUGUACGAUGCGCUGCUCUUCAGCACCCGGAUCCCCGUCGGUCGUCCGGCGCUGUCGAAUCCCUUGUCGUCGUCGUCGGCGGCGGCGCGCGGGCGGCUCGUCCGCCUCCGCGCCGGCUGGAUGAGGGCACAUAUCGUCCCUCGCGCAUAUGUUUCGUUCUCCCAGCUGGCGGCGGACAAUCAACAUGCUCCCUUGGGGCUACUGCUCCUCGCCGUUCUCAGCCGCGUCGACACCGUCCUGGCUACCCUCGUACCUUCCGACGACAGCGCAGCUCUUCUGGCGCCGGAGGUUAACCUGCCCCGUGCCAGUGUGACAGUCGCACACUCGAUGCCUAUGGAGACGGAGGCACCGCCUCCAGACCUAGGCGUGCCCGUAUCCCGCCAAGUCAUUCCGCAUCCUGUUGAGAAGCAUGAUAAGCACGCCUACGAGAGGUCGCCGUCUGAGUCCAAUAAGAAACGCCCGCGGGACACCACGGCCGACGUCGCAGCCACCGGCGCCUCCGGCGAACGGCGCGAGAGCAAAAAGAAGAGCAGGAAGAAGGGAAAGGACGGCAGCGAUGCCUUUGCUAGUCUCUUCGGUUCACUGGCCUGACACACGCGAGACAGGAGUCGUAUAGUCAGAAGUAUUAAUUUUGGGGGAAUUUGUCAGAUACUCAUUACAGAUAAAGAAACCAGACAAACCACAGCGAAAAAAAGCAGACUGUCGGCAGUGUACUCACGCCAGGCCCACUCGUACGUACCCGUACAAAACAAACAAUGUUUGGCUCG
Molecule: messenger RNA, 1232 nt
Organism: Purpureocillium takamizusanense
Lineage: Eukaryota; Fungi; Ascomycota; Sordariomycetes; Hypocreales; Ophiocordycipitaceae
Gene: RMP1
Product: RNase MRP subunit
Exons: 2
Coding region: 211-1056 (281 amino acids)
Biological process (GO): nuclear-transcribed mRNA catabolic process, RNase MRP-dependent; maturation of 5.8S rRNA from tricistronic rRNA transcript (SSU-rRNA, 5.8S rRNA, LSU-rRNA)
Cellular component (GO): ribonuclease MRP complex
Molecular function (GO): rRNA primary transcript binding
Source: RefSeq, a predicted model, not a curated record